AUGGAACCUGAUGAAAUUGGGAGUGAUGAAGAAACUGACCAAGAUGUCGUUAUGGCAGUGAGUACUCCACAAACCACUCAGACCACAAAACGCAGAACUAUGAAGCUGCAAGGCAAGAUUGGUACUCAGGACGUUCUGAUUCUGGUGGACUCAGGCAGCGUUGGCACAUUCAUCAGUGACCAGCUGGCAUCAAGACUGGAGUUACCUUCGCAAGAUUGUUCACCACUCAGUUUUCUGGCAGCUGAUGGCAGCCCUAUGGCUUGCAACAAGAGAAUUCCAGAAUUACAGUGGGGAGUGCAGGGUCAUGUGUUUGUGCCUGAUGUGGCCAUCCUUCCUUUGCAAUGCUAUGAUAUGAUUCUAGGGCAGGAUUGGUUGGAGGAAUUUAGUCCUAUGUGGAUUCACUGGAGGAAGAAAGUAAUGAAGUUCACUUAUAAAGGCAAGAGAAUCAAGUUAUGUGGUGUUAAGUCUGAAAUAACUCCCUGCGCUGCAGUCAGUUCUAGGAAGCUAAAGGGUUUAUUCAGAAGAGGAGCAGUAUCUCAUUGUCUGCUGCUGAAAGCACAGUCUGUGUCUUCCACCCCUGAUGCUUCAGUGUGUGCAAUACAAGAGGGCACCACAACUCACCACAUACCUGAAGUGCAGAAACUGUUGUCUCAGUAUAGCCACUUGUUCCAGGAACCCUCAACUUUACCUCCUCCAAGGCAAUUUGAUCACAGCAUUACCCUCCUACCUGGAUCCCAACCUGUGAAUAUCAGACCAUACAGAAAUGGACCUGCUCAGAAAACUGAAAUUGAGAAGCAAUUGCAUGACAUGCUCAAACAUGGUGUGAUCAGACCCAGUAAUAAGCAUCCCUUACCAAUUGUUGAUGAGCUAAUAGAUGAACUUGCUGGGGCUCAGUGGUUUUCUAAGCUGGACUUUAGAUCAGGCUAUCAUCAAAUAAGGUUAACUGAAGGGGAUGAACACAAGACAACUUUCAAAACUCAUCACGGCCUUUAUGAGUUUCUAGUGAUGCCAUUUGGGCUCACUAAUGCACCAGCCACCUUUCAGAGUGUGAUGAAUCAAAUUUUUGAACCUCUUCUAAGACAAGGUGUAUUGGUGUUUAUGGAUGACAUAUUGGUUUAUUCAUCCAACUUGGAGGAGCACAUUCAGUUGUUAACCAAAGUGUUUGAUAUUAUACAACAACACCAAUUUCUGAUCAAGCUCUCCAAGUGUUGUUUUGCUCAGGACAACAUUGAGUACUUGGGGCAUUGCAUAUCUUCCCAAGGAGUGUCCACUGAACCUUCUAAGAUCACUGCAGUGCAACAGUGGCCUGUCCCUCAAAACCUGAAGGAACUCAGAGGAUUCUUGGGCCUCACAGAAUAUUAUCGCAGAUUUAUCAGAAGUUAUGGCAUGAUAAGCAGACCCCUGACUCAGCUCCUCAAAAAAGGGACACCAUUUGUGUGGACUGCCCAUACUGAAGAAGCCUUUCAGCUACUGAAGAAAGCAUUGGCUGAAGCUCCUGUCCUGGCCAUCCCUGACUUCAGCAAGACUUUUGUGCUGGAAUCUGAUGCUUGUGACUAUGGCAUUGGUGCUAUGCUUAUGCAAGACAACCAUCCUAUAGCUUAUCUCAGCAAACCACUCUGCCCAAAAAAUCAAGCUCUGUCCACAUAUGAAAAGGAGUGUAUGGCCAUUCUGUUAGCUGUGGAGAAAUGGCGCCCUUACCUGCAGCAUAAGGAGUUUCUCAUCAAAACAGAUCAUAGGAGCUUACUUUACCUAACUGAGCAGAGGGUGCACACAAAACUUCAACAGAAAGCAUUGCUUAAGUUGAUGGAUCUUCAGUACAAAAUUGUUUAUAAGAAAGGCACCUCCAAUGCUGCUACUGAUGCUCUCUCAAGAGUACCUGUUCCUAAUUCAAUAUUGGCUAUUUCAUACUGUACACCAGCUUGGCAAGAGAACUUGAUGCAAGGAUACAUGGAUUGUGAGCAAGACCAGAAACUGCUUACUGAAUUGGCUGUAACCUCACCUAAUAGCAGGGGUUUUUCCUUAUCUGAUGGUAUUAUCAGAUUCAAAGGCAGAGAGUGGAUAGGAAGUAACACUUUGGCCCAGCAGCAUGUGAUUCAGGCCCUGCACAGUAGUGGCAUUGGGGGCCAUUCAGAUUUUCAUGUCACUUAUCACAGGAUAAAGGCACUCUUUGCUUGGCCAAAAAUGAAGGAUACUGUUAAAACAUAUAUUCAGCAAUGUGCUACUUGCCAGCAAGCCAAGAUUGAGCAUGUCAAGUACCCUGGUCUGUUGCAACCCCUACCAGUUCCAUCUAAACCUUGGUCUGUGAUCAGUCUUGACUUUAUUGAAGGUCUAUCUGUCUCUCAUAAGCAUGAUGUGAUUAUGGUGGUAGUGGAUAAGUUCACUAAAUAUGGGUAUUUUAUUCCUUUGGCACAUCCCUUCACUGCUUUGCAAGUGGCUCAGGCAUAUCUGUCCAAUAUCUACAAGUUACAUGGGUUGCUAGAUUCUAUUAUCUCUGACAGAGACAAAAUAUUUACAAGCAAGGUGUGGCAAGAAUUGUUCAUAUUGUCAGAUACUCAGUUGUUGAUGAGCUCCUCAUAUCACCCACAAACUGAUGGACAAACCGAAAGACUCAAUCAAUGCUUGGAGACCUUCUUGAGGUGCACUGUCCAUUCCUGUCCAAAGCAGUGGUUCAAAUGGCUGCCAAUUGCAGAGUUUUGGUACAAUACUUCCUUUCACUCUGCUUUGCAACGCUCUCCCUUUGAAGUAUUGUAUGGACAUCAACCUAAACACUUUGGCAUUUCCAACUUGGAUGCCUGCUCGGUGCCUGAAUUGGAGGAAUGGCUCAAGGAACGAAACCUGCUCACUGAACUCAUUCAGCAGCAGCUGCUGUGA
Panicum virgatum (switchgrass) is the source of this 2871-nucleotide messenger RNA. RefSeq names its product transposon Tf2-1 polyprotein. Gene Ontology annotation, biological process: DNA integration. The record is from RefSeq and is a predicted model, not a curated record. The transcript is spliced from 2 exons. Bases 1 to 2871 code for a protein of 956 amino acids. NCBI's taxonomy places the organism in Eukaryota, Viridiplantae, Streptophyta, Magnoliopsida, Poales, Poaceae. Gene Ontology annotation, molecular function: nucleic acid binding.